AUGGGUAACAAGUCGCCGACAAGAACGACUUUGGUUCUACUGUGGGGUCUAUGUCACUGUCUGCCAGCUGCAUUAGCUCUAACGGGUGGCUGGGCUGAGACGGAUCCUACAUGGGUGACGCCAGACGAAUGGCAGAGCGAAGACGGCGUCCGACACGCCGCUGGCUACGUUCUGGACUUCAACUUCCGAACCGGCUGGAGGCGUGCGGCUGACGAGAACACCUGGCGACUGACGUUUGACAUGCAGGCCCCCAUAACACUCUCCCGAAUACGCAUGUGGUACUACCGGGAACGGGCUGUGACGGUCUUACGUGCAAUGCCGCGUGCGCACCGGUUUGAGACUGUGAAACAUUUCCCAGCUUCAGAUCUUUCUGGCAUCUUCAACACCGAUGAAAUCCGUCUGAAUGAAGUAGAUCUGACUGGGUUUCUCGAUACAGGACAACUUUGGCGCCUGCAAUUCACUAGUAUAGGAGUUCCGAACACUUUCGAGGUCAUGGAGGUGAAGUUUUUCCAAGAUGAAGACAUUUGUGCCAAUGGAGCCACCAUCAACAAGGCACGAGUGUGCGAUGGCACAGACGACUGUGGAGACAACUCAGACGAGCGGCACUGCUGUGAACGACGAGACAAGAUAGCCUGCAACAAUGGGGAAUGCAUAGACCCGCAAAUUCUUAACAAACCAGUCUCUUCUACAUGUGACGGGGAAGAAGACUGUAGCGAUGGAAGCGACGAGUCUUGUGUGGCUGUUCCCUGUGAGAAUGGAGCCAUGUUCCACCCGGCUGGACGAUGUGACGGGAGAUACGACUGUGGAGACAACACCGACGAGAAGAACUGUGGCUGUUACUAUCUCCGCGACAAAGGGACAAGCUACAGAGGCCGUGCAAACCAAGACGACUCCUGUCAGCACUGGACAUCUCAGUACCCCCACGCCCAUAACCACACUCCCGAGGCGUACCCGUCAGCAUGGCUGGAGGCGAACUACUGUAGGAACCCGGACGGGAAGGACAGGCCGUGGUGCUACACCAGCAACCCGCUCAUCAGGUGGAUGUACUGCGACGACGUCUUUGCCUGUGAUGCCGUACCAACACGCUGCUUCUACGAAAUUGACAAGGGAAGGAGCUACGCAGGGCGCGUGAACAGGGCAGGAGACCGGCUGUGUCAGAGAUGGGACUCCCAGACCCCCCACAUCCAUCCCCACACACCACAGGCUCAUCCUGAUGCGGGGCUGGAGGAAAACUUCUGCCGUAACCCUGACAACAAGGACCGGCCCUGGUGCUACACCACGGACCCGACAUUGAGGUGGGACUUCUGCAACGUGAUGGAAUGUGCCGACCCCACCUCCCUGGACUUCAUCGGACAAGAGUGCGAGGGAGAAUACACCUGUAACAGCCAGUGGGCAAUGACACGAUGGAGGCUUUGUUCUUGUGACCACGACUGCAGCUUUUUCGGAGACUGCUGUGAAGACGUCCCAGAAAGCAGCCUAGCUCAACCCACACGUGAUGACCGCCAUCUGUGGAGGUGUGUACCUGGCUUCAUCACCAAACCGUCCUUUUGGCUCGUUGCUGACUGCCCUGACCAAUGGGCGGACGCCUUCACCAGGGAUCAGUGUUUGAAACAAGUGGACCCCUCCUCCCCAGUGACGUGGUUUACAGGAUGCCCCAGACGUCAUGGCUCAUCAAACAAAACCAUUCCCUUUCAAAACUGCAGCGAGCCCGCUCUGAAUUUCACAUCAGAAGAGUUCCGAGUCCUUCCCAAUGGUAGUGUCCACCUGUUGAGUUCUAACGUGUCAUGCCCGGCUGAGCAUGUAGCCAUUCUGAACACAACAGCGUCAAUCUGCGGGGAGUGCGUACUUCAGCACUUCUCAAACCACACGCACGGAGGGCAGACAGUCAACAGUUGGGAGGCUAACCAGGGUUGGGUAACCCUGAGUCUUGUGACAGUGUCUGGCGUGGCCGUGUUGGGUUUCGUUGUCCACACCGUCCAGUCUGGACAGUGGAAGAAAGUCCCCCAAAAGCUGAAAGUUCAGAUGACGACAUGCACGGUGGCUGCCGAAGUCCUGUUUGUGUUACGCGUUGUGGUCCCUUCUGGACCGGGAUGUACAGCUUAUGCAGUUCUCCUGCACUACCUUCUGCUGACGGCCUUCACAUCCAUGAACGCGUUAUCCAUGGAUCUCUUCCUCACGUUUCGUGAUGACUUAGACAGAGCGAAACUGCACAAGUACGUCCUGUUUACCUGGCUGGCGCCGGUACCCGUAGUCGUUGCCACAGUGAUUGUGGAGUUCGGCAGUUCUGUCUGGGUGGGGUACGGAGAAAGCUGCUGGAUCGGCAAUCCAACAGCCAGUCUGGUGGCUUUUGGAGUUCCUGUCCUCUGCGCCCUUCUGCUCAAUGUAUUCCUGGUCACGUUUGCCUUGCUGGCCAUACGGAAGUCAUUUCAGAUCGCCGACAAGGCAAAGUCGCGAUCAGACAUCAGCAAGGCCUGGGUCUACAUGCGUAUCUCCUUCCUCUCGGGGGUGACGUGGAUUCUCGGCUUCAUCUAUCCGUUUGUCAACAACAGGGCUGUCGAGUACGUUUUCAUCGUGCUGAAUGCCUCCCAGGGCCUUCUGCUGACUGUGGUGAUGACCCUAACAUGGGAGGUGGUGGAGAAAUGGAAGUCUGCGAUCGAGGCACGCUUCGGGCUCGGUGAGCCUAAUCAGGACAACUUGGCAACCGCUACUGCUGGCACCCAUCAGACUACCAUAAGGGCAACCGAGGCAGGCUCUGCUGUAGAAAUACCCAUGUCAACUUUGGCCGAUGUAGAGGGAAACAGGGCAAGCCUGCAUCUGACUGAACCUCGUCAGGACAAUGAAGCAACCACCUCUAAUGGCAGCCAGCAAACUGAGGCGAUGGAAGGAGGAACUGAGGCGAAGGAAGGAGGGACUGGGGCGAAGGAAGGAGGAACUGAGGCGAAGGAAGGAGGAGCUAAGGCGAAGGAAGGAGGAAAUAGGGCGAAGGAAGGAGGAGCUGGGGUGAAGAAAGGAGGAACUGGGGCGAAGGAGGGAGGAACUGGGCCAUGA
Molecule: messenger RNA, 3048 nt
Organism: Branchiostoma belcheri (Belcher's lancelet)
Lineage: Eukaryota; Metazoa; Chordata; Leptocardii; Amphioxiformes; Branchiostomatidae
Exons: 11
Coding region: 1-3048 (1015 amino acids)
Biological process (GO): cell surface receptor signaling pathway; G protein-coupled receptor signaling pathway
Cellular component (GO): membrane
Molecular function (GO): G protein-coupled receptor activity; protein binding
Source: RefSeq, a predicted model, not a curated record